GAUGCACUCCGGGAGGCCGACGAGCUGCUGGCCGGGACCCGCCGCCCGAGGCUGGCCUGGCGUGGGGCCUCUGCCGCGGGGGCCUGCGCGCUCCUCGCCGCGGCCGCCGCCUUUCGCUGGCGCGCGUCGGGCCCCGCGCACCUGCGCAGGCUGCCCGGCGCCGUGCUGGCCGCGCCGGGGGAGCGGCCGCUGGAGCUGCAGGCGAACGCGACGCCAGCGGAGACGGGCUUUGCGGGGAGCUGCAGGGCGCGGCUGCGGCGGCUGCAGGAGGUGGCCGCGCAGAGGCUGGAGUCGCCGCCAGAUCCCCUGUUCCCGGCCGAGGCCUCCUCGGUCUCUGGCAGCGGGGGUAGCUGCGGCGACUCGGCCUCCACGGCCUCCACGCACUGCAGCCACUUCAAUCACUGGGACACCCUGCGCUCCAUCGCGGAUCAGCAGGGGCUCCCAGACGUGGUCGUCUUCGGCUCCUCUCGAGACGACGUUGACCAGGGCCGGCUGGGCGACUGCUACUUCCUGUCCGCGCUGGCGUCUGUUGCGCACGCAUGUCCGACGUGCAUCAUGGGCAUGUUCGUCCAGAGGCACAAUGAGAAGAAUGGAGUCUACACCACCAGGUGGCUUCUAGACGGAGUGGAGAUGGAGGUCUCGGUUGACCACCUGGUCCCUGCGAAGUACGCCACCCCCUACUUCGCCCAGGUAUCGAACGGCGUCUUCUGGCCAGUCAUCCUGGAGAAGGCAUGGGCAAAGAUCCUGGGGUCUUAUCAUGCUGCCGAAGCGGGAAACUGGCUGAGCGCUGUAGGUGCCAUCACUCGCUCUCCCGUGAAGUCCGUGUGGCACCCGGAUUUAACGCAGGACGACCUGUGGAGCGAGCUGGCACGUGCCUCGAGCAUGCAUUUCCCAGUCGGAGCCAGCACUGGAGACGGCGCGAGCAGCUAUAAUCUCCCUGUGUCCCACGCCUACGCGGUCAUCCUGGCACACGUGGAUCCCAAGUAUGGGCGCGUUGUUCGUUGUUUCAACCCUUGGAAUUCGGAUAGGUACCGCGGCGCUGUUCCAAACGAGAACAAGGGAGACGGCAUUUUCGACAUGAAGCUAGAUGAGUACUACCACGCGUUCAGGACAACGCAAAUAGGACUGGUUACCCCCAAUUACACUUCUUCCUUUCAUGCGCUCCAGGUGUCGAAGCAAAUGAGCGCCCUGACUUUUUCAAUAGCUUCCGAAGAUACGUUUUAUGUGUCUCUUGUAUGGCCCAUGCGGAAGUUAGUCGAGCCUUGCCAGUUGACACCUUCUGUAACUUUGGCGAUCGCCAGGCAGACCAAGAGUGGCACAUUUGGUGAGGUAUCCCAUGGCGAAGAGAGCAACGACGCUGCGGUGAACAUGGUUACCGCCAAGGCCGCUGGAGGGAUUGGCACCUAUGAUGUGUUCGUGGGUGCGGAUUUCCCCAGCGAAGUUGCUGAUCGGGUUGUCGUGGUCGUGUACGCAAGCGAGGGAGUGAACAUAACAAGUUCUCCGGAGUCCGCUUCCGAGGUGGCCCUGGCAAUGUUUGGCCCCGAGUGCAACGAGAGCCACGUCAGCUUCGUGGAGCACGGCGUUUUCACACCGAGUCCAGACAAGCUCGUGCGUGGGGGCCCUGACAUACCUACGUACUGGAGCAUCGACGACGCGGAGUUCGCCUACUACACCAGCCGCCUCUGGUUCGUCACCAGUGCGGCUCACUGGCAGGCAGUCUCGCAGGGGAAGCUGUACUACAGCGCCAGGGUCGCCGCGCGGGAGGCCAGCUGCGGCUGCCUCGACGCGCCCACGGGCGUGCGCGGCCUCGACGCGCCUUGCGCGCGGGUCUCGCCCCCGCACCUCAAGUACUCCAACGUGGCCUGCGAGGGCGCGCAGUACUCCGCACUGGUCCGCCGCUGCUGCCCCGUGACCUGCGGAGCCUGCCCCACCGCAGCGGGCCCGGCGCCGGCCAGCCCGCGGAAGCUGCCACCGACGUCGACUUCGACGCUGGCGUCGACGACGACGGCGCCCACGACGCCGACGCACACGCCGACGGCGCCGAGUGCCGCGCCGCCCCUGGCGCCUCCAGCGGUGCCCGUAGCCCAGGUGCCGCCGUCGCCGACGCCGACGGCGCCGACUUCGACGCCAGCCUUGACGGCGGCGCCCACGACUUCGGCGCCGACGCCAGUGGCGCCUCCGGCGGAGGCGGGCGGCGGCGAGCAGCGCCCUCCCACUCAAGCCGUGAGCGAGGACGGGCGCGGUGGUUCCGGAAUGUUUUUCUGCGGCGUGCUGCCAGUCCAGUGGUGCUCGGUCAGCUGGCUCAACUGGGUCAGGUCGAGCUGCAGCAGCCGUUGCCUGGUCCAUCCCGAGUAG
Messenger RNA from Prorocentrum cordatum, 2355 nucleotides. The record is from the annotation of a GenBank genome assembly. Lineage: Eukaryota; Dinophyceae; Prorocentrales; Prorocentraceae.